AUGACCCGCGUCAUGAACACAACACAGGCAGGCACACGUCUGUGGUUCUGCUUUAGUGGAAAGGUUGAUGACGCUCAUGCUGGAGGCGUGGUCACCAUGAACCUGCUCCACAGCUCUCUUUCCUCAGCUCAUGCUGGAGGCGUGGUCACCAAGAACCUGCCCCACAGCUCUCUCUUUCCUCAGCUCAUGCUGGAGGCGUGCUCAUGCUGGAGGCGUGGUCACCAAGAACCUGCCCCACAGCUCUCUCUUUCCUCAGCUCAUGCUGGAGGCGUGGUCACCAUGAACCUGCCCCACAGCUCUCUUUCCUCAGCUCAUGCUGGAGGCGUGGUCACCAUGAACCUGCCCCACAGCUCUCUUUCCUCAGCUCAUGCUGGAGGCGUGGUCACCAUGAACCUGCUCCACAGCUCUCUUUCCUCAGCUCAUGCUGGAGGCGUGGUCACCAUGAACCUGCCCCACACCUCUCUCUUUCCUCAGCUCAUCUCAUGUAGGAGGCGUGGUCACCAUGAACCUGCCCCACACCUCUCUCUUUCCUCAGCUCAUGUAGGAGGCAUGGUCACCAUGAACCUGCCCCACAGCUCUCUUUCCUCAGCUCAUGUAGGAGGCAUGGUCACCAUGAACCUGCCCCACAGCUCUCUCUUUCCUCAGCUCAUCUCAUGUAGGAGGCGUGGUCACCAUGAACCUGCCCCACAGCUCUCUCUUUCCUCAGCUCAUGUAGGAGGCGUGGUCACCAUGAACCUGCCCCACAGCUCUCUUUCCUCAGCUCAUGCUGGAGGCGUGGUCACCAUGAACCUGCCCCACAGCUCUCUCUUUCCUCAGCUCAUCUCAUGCUGGAGGCGUGGUCACCAUGAACCUGCCCCACAGCUCUCUCUUUCCUCAGCUCAUGCUGGAGGCGUGGUCACCAUGAACCUGCCCCACAGCUCUCUCUUUCCUCAGCUCAUCUCAUCUCAUGUAGGAGGCAUGGUCACCAUGAACCUGCCCCACAGCUCUCUUUCCUCAGCUCAUGUAGGAGGCAUGGUCACCAUGAACCUGCCCCACAGCUCUCUCUUUCCUCAGCUCAUCUCAUGCUGGAGGCGUGGUCACCAUGAACCUGCCCCACAGCUCUCUCUUUCCUCAGCUCAUGCUGGAGGCGUGGUCACCAUGAACCUGCCCCACAGCUCUCUCUUUCCUCAGCUCAUCUCAUGCUGGAGGCGUGGUCACCAUGAACCUGCCCCACAGCUCUCUCUUUCCUCAGCUCAUGUAGGAGGCGUGGUCACCAUGAACCUGCUCCACAGCUCUCUUUCCUCAGCUCAUGUAGGAGGCGUGGUCACCAUGAACCUGCCCCACAGCUCUCUCUUUCCUCAGCUCAUGCUGGAGGCGUGGAGGCGUGGUCACCAUGAACCUGCCCCACAGCUCUCUCUUUCCUCAGCUCAUGUAGGAGGCGUGGUCACCAUGAACCUGCUCCACAGCUCUCUUUCCUCAGCUCAUGCUGGAGGCGUGGUCACCAUGAACCUGCUGCACCUUUUCAAAGAGGCGCUGCCCAGUGUGAAGAUGGCUUCCUACGAUCAGCUGGCCCACCAGGUGGAGGCGCUCCGUAAGGAGAACUCCCACCUGAGGAGAGAGCUGGAGGAUAACUCCAACCACCUGUCCAAACUGGAGACCGAGACCACCGGCAUGAAGGAGGUGUUGAAGCAGCUGCAGAGUAAACUGGAGCAGGAGGCAGGAACACUGGCCUCGUCCGGCAGGAGCGACGUGCUGGACCAACUCAAAGAGCUCCACAUGGAUCUCACUAACUACUACGAACUAAAGCAUCAACCCCACAACCUGAGGCUUCUGAUGGGCGGUGUGGGGGGGGCAGGUGGGGGAGCGGAGGUGGACGAUCGCCUGGCUCUGCCUCCUUCCUCCUGCUCCUCUUCCUCAGCGGUAAGCAGAGCCAGGAGUCCGCUCAGGGCGCUGUCCCGUCUGAGCUCAGGGUCCGGGGGGGAGGCCGCCAUGCUGCCGCAUCACUUCCUGGAGGGAGCGCCGCCCAAAACAGCUGUGAUCAGUGGAGCUGACGGACGGAUGAGCGACCACCACCAGGAGGAGCUGUACAAGGAGAGGAACCUCCUGCUGGGGGAGAUCGACCGCGAGGAGAGGGAGCGCUGCUGGUACUUCAGCCAGCUGGAGGCGCUGUCUCAGAGACUGGCUCAACUGCCCCGCAUCGACACAUUUUCUCUGCAGAUGGAUCUGAUCCGGCAGCAGCUGGAGUUUGAAGCUCAGCAGGUUCAGUCUGUGAUGGAGGAGCAUUUCGGCACCAGUGAUGAAGUGGUCCAGAGGACGCAGAUUCGUGUUGCUCGUCUGGAGCAGCUGGAGGAAGAGCUGCAGGAGGCCCGAGGCAGUCAGGAGACCCAGCUACAGCUUUCUGGAGCUGAGAAGCCCCCUGCUGGAGAGCCAGAGAAUGGAGGCGCAGCAGCAGGAACAGAAGCUCCUGCAGAUGGAGGCAGCAAGGUGGAGAUGGUGUUCUGGCUGCUCUCCAUGCUCGCCAACAGAGAUAAGGAGGAGAUGUCUCGCACUCUGCUGGCUCUGUCCAGCUCUCAGGACAGCUGCAUUGCUAUGAGAAAGUCCGGCUGCGUCCCGCUGCUGGUCCAGAUCCUACACGAAGCCCCCAGCGGGGGGGAGACAGUGACGGAAGGGACUGUGACGGGCUGCAGCAGGGAGGCCAGAUCUAGAGCCAGCGCCGCCCUCCACAACAUCAUCUACUCCCAGCAGGACGAGGGCCAGGCCCGCCGUGAGAUGCGGGUGCUGCACCUGCUGGAGCAGGUCCGGACCUACUGUGACAGCGGCUGGGACUGGAUCGAGAGCCACGCAGGGACACCGUCCCCUGGAGGAACCAAAACCACCGACAUCCCUGAGCCUGUAGACCCUCAGAUCUGUCAGGCCAUGUGCGCCAUCAUGAAGCUUUCCUUUGAAGAGGAGUACCGACGUGCCAUGAACGAAUUAGGUGGUCUGCAGGUCGUGGCUGAUUUGAUCCACCUGGAGCAGGACAUGUACGGCAUGCAGAACGACCCCAUCAACAUGGCUCUGCGCCGCUACGCAGGGAUGGCUGUGACUAACCUUACCUUCGGAGACGUCGUCAACAAGGCCACUCUGUGCUCCAAGAAGAGCUGUCUGCUGGCUCUUGUGGCCCAGUUGGCGUCAGACAGUGAGGAGCUACAUCAAGUGGUCUCCAGCAUCCUGAGGAACCUAUCCUGGAGGGCCGACAUCAGCAGUAAGAAGGUCCUCAGAGACAUCGGCUGUGUGUCUGCCCUGAUGACCUGUGCCCUGCAGGCUACCAAGGAGUCGACCUUGAAGAGCCUCCUUAGUGCUCUGUGGAAUCUUUCUGCUCACAGCACUGACAACAAGGUGGCAAUAUGCUCAGUGGACGGCGCUCUGGGCUUUCUGGUCAGCACACUGACGUACCGAUGUCAAACCAAUUCGCUUGCCAUCAUCGAGAGCGGAGGAGGAAUUCUUCGAAACGUGUCAAGUCUGGUCGCUACAAGGGAAGACUACAGGCAAAUCCUCAGGGACCACAACUGCCUCCAGACUCUGCUGCAGCACCUGCGGUCCCACAGUCUGACAAUAGUGAGCAACGCCUGCGGAACUCUCUGGAACCUCUCUGCCCGUAGUCCAAAAGACCAGGAGCUGCUCUGGGAUCUUAGUGCAGUUAGCAUGCUGCGCAACCUUAUCCACUCCAAGCACAAGAUGAUAGCCAUGGGCAGCGCUGCAGCUUUAAGGAAUCUCCUCACAAAUCGACCCCUAAAAUAUAAGGAUGCUGCCGUAGUAUCCCCUGGGUCCUGCAUGCCGUCACUUUACAUGAGGAAACAGAAGGCUCUGGAGGCAGAGCUGGAUGCCAAACACCUUGCAGAUACUUUUGACACCCUGGAGAAACAAAGCCCCAAGAAUCUGACACUUAACAAGCCACUACGCCACAUUGAGAGUCUGGCGAAGGAUUAUGCAUCUGAUUCUGGUUGUUUUGAUGAUGAUGAGGCACCCAACGUCUCCAGUAGCCUGGACACUGGGAGUUUCUCGAUGCUCUCUAUGUUCCUUACAAACUCUAACUUCUUGCAAAACCAACCACGCAAGAGGGACAGUGAACCUGAGAGAGAUGUAGACAUCCCUCAGAUGGUCGAGAAGAGACAAGCUCCUCCUGACGAUUUGGUAUCUGCUGCUGCAGAGAAGCUGGCCAAAAAGAUCACCAACACGGUUGCCAAGAUAGACAGGUUAGUGGAGGACAUCAACAUGCAAACAUCAUCGGAGGACAGUUUUAGCCUCAGCUCUGAAGACCACUUGGCGGACUGGCCUUAUGGGCUGGAUGAACUAAAUGAAGCCCGUGCAAAAUCAUGCUCCCCUUGCCGUCUCUCCGAAACAAGCAGCUUGGCCCACAGGGAACGGCUCAGUAGAGCCCAUGCCCUCUUGCGCCUCAAAACGGCCAAUACAAAUGUAUCAACAGACAGCCUAAACAGUGGAAGCACCAGUGAUGGCUACUGUGGAAGCAAAGACCAGAUGCGACCUGCUCCAAAACCUCUAACAAUGCAACAGCGUCCCAACCAGCUUGAUCUCAAGGUGGCCCAUCACGAUUACUUCAAUGUAGCGUCUGCACUGAAUGAGACUAACCAUCAAUACAUUCCGGAGAGAGAUUCUGUGGACAACAAAGAUGCAAGAGGUGAAGAGCUCAGCAGCACAGAUGCAGAAAAGUAUCAGGAUCAACCUGUACAAACGCCUGUCAGUGCUUGUACUAAACUCUCCUCUGAUGUCAGCAUGACUUCAAUUCAACUGUCUCCUUCUUAUCAACAGGUUCCACUUAUUCAGAGUGUGGCUAAAUUUGGUGUAGCAAAGACAGCAAUCAAUGUACAGGCUGCCCAAGCAAUGAGGAGGCAAGCAUGGGUACCUACUGUGAUGACUGGGGCUAGUAUUACUACAUUUUCUCCAAUGUCAUCCACCAGAAGCCCAACUAUUGGGGCGAUGGAGACGAUCCAGAAAUACUCGGUGGAGAACACCCCAAUUUGCUUCUCCCGCUGCAGUUCACUCUCCUCCCUCUCUUCUGGCGACGGAGCAUUGGAUGGACAAAGUGAAAAUGAGCUAGAGAGUGACUCAUCAUUAGAAAUAAUUGAAGUAGAAGAUGGGGAAGAGGUGAAAAGAGCUGAAGAGGAUGAAACCUUGGAGGAUCUGAGUGACAGUCAGCUGCUAAUGACUGACUCAAAAACAUUCCCCAGCAAAGAGACGGAUCCCAUUGAGAUUCCCUGUCAUGCCAAACGGGAAAAGGUGUUCCUUAGAGGAGCUUCACCAGCCAUACUUGAAGACAGAUCUCCAUCAAGUUCAUCUGAAAACUACAUCCACGAGACCCCCCUGAUAAUGAGUCGCUGUAGCUCAGUCAGUUCCCUGGGUAGUUUUGAGUCUCCUUCUAUUGCCAGCUCAAUCCAAAGUGAUCCAUGCAGUGAGAUGAUAGAUGGAACAAUAAGCCCUAGUGAUCUACCUGACAGCCCGGGUCAAACCAUGCCUCCUAGUCGAAGUAAAACUCCAUGUUGCAUUGAGUCAAAUGGACAAGAAACACAGGCCACAGGAAUUGCAGGUCAAUGGGAAAACAGCCUGCGAAAGUUCAUGGAGAUUGCAGACUCCAAGGAGAGGUUUAACCUUCCUCCUGACUUGGACACUAUGAUCUACUUUACAGUGGAAAAGCCAACUGAAAACUUCUCUUGUGCUUCGAGUUUGAGUGCACUGCCUCUUCACGAACACUACAUACAAAAAGAUGUUGAGCUGAAAUUGACCCCCCUACUCCAGCAAAAUGACAAAAAUCUUCCUUUCCCUGAUGAGCAUGAGCAAGGAUUUGACCAUGGUGAGAGAUAUAGUGAGGGCAACUCAGAUGAUGACAUAGAAAUCUUAAAGGAAUGCAUCAACUCAGCAAUGCCCUCCAAGUUCAGACAAGUAAGACCUUCCCUGAUGACCACCAUCCCUCCUCAUAUUCUCAAUUCUCAGAUCCGAAAACAGAUUCACGUUCCAGUGUACAUGAUGCUUCCAAAUGGUAAAACCCAAAUGUGUCCUGGAAGGAGAUUCGUCAUCCCCCAAAAGGACUUCAUAUUUGACGAUUCGUCCUUCACUGAUUCUGCAGAAGGUACACCAGUCAACUUCUCCAGCACAACAUCCCUUAGUGAUGAAACACUUCAGUAUUCAGUAAAGGAGAGGGGAGCUAACGACUGCACAGCUAAAGGUAUAAACAAACAGGAAUUGCUUGACGAUGAGGCAAAGAGGAUAGAAGACUUGAGGAUAUUCUCACACUUCCAUAAACCCAACAAGAUGAACUACCCACCAGAGAUACAAAUGAAUCGAACAACCAAACACAUCAUCCCGACGCAGAGGGUGCUGUUGCAGAGCAAAGAGGUAGCAGAUAGGGUGGCAAACCAAAGAAACCGUGAUAAGUCACCAAACCAGCAAAAUAAUAGGCAAGGUCAAGGUACGGUCAGGAAACUGGAAUUGCCCGUCAUUAAGCAAAACAAAGAAGGUAACCUAAAUGUUCGAUCACAAAAAGGGAAAACAGUCUUUCGGCAAAUGACACAAUCUUCCGAGGACAGUAACAGCUUCUAUGAUGAUAAAAAGGAAGCAAUCAAACGAACAAGCAGAAAACAAAUCAGGGAAGAAAGUAGAAACACUCUCUCCCGGAGCAUGACAAAUAUUGGCAGUGUUGAUCAUUCCCAAGCAAUUUCAAGAGGAUUUCAAAGGAUAAAACAAAAUCUGAUUAAGGAUGAAUCACUGGCAUGUUACUCACUCAGCUCUUCACUUAGCUCACUGAGUGAUGCUGAGUUUGAGCCUCAUAAAUCAAAAGCCCAUAAAAUAUGGUACAAAAACAGACACAACAAAACACUGAAUAUGAUGAAACAAACAAAGACUAUAAACAUUCACAGCCAAUACGAAGAUCCAAGCUCGCCAAGCUCUGUCAGCAUGGAUUCAGAGGAUGACCUUCUUCAGAAAUGCAUAACAUCUGCCAUGCCUAGGCAGAGAAGAAGGCUUGCUGCCAGAAAGAAAAAAGCAGAAAAUACUCAAAAACAAAAGACCUCUGAUGGGUGGAACAUGAAUGAGGAAAUGGAUAUGGAUGAGGAAAUGGAUAGUGAUGAUACAGCAUGGGAUAAAGAUUCAGACCUCAAUAGUGUUGAAUGGAGAGCCAUACAAGAAGGUGCUAAUUGUGUUGUCACUGGGUUGCAGGCAUCAAGGUCUCAGGACCCAUCUUCUGAAGAGACUGAAUCAGUCCUGUCAUUUAUGUCAACAUCCAGCUUUACACCCAAAGAAAGGAAGUUUGCUAAAGAUAAAAAGGCAAAUAAACCUCUUGACUUUGCGCAGCGCAAGCCAGUUCCAAACCUACCAAUGGUUUUCAGAGGCAGGACAGUGAUCUAUACACCGAAAAAGGAGACGGCUCCAUCACAAAUACCUCCUCCUAGAAAAAUAACAACCAAGACAGAUGCUCCAAAGAACCCAAACCUUGCUCAGCACAGAUCAAAGAGCCUUCACAGAUUAGGUUGGCCCCAGGAUAUUGAACUAUCUUUGCCAAAGAGAAGCUCUACUCCACCUCCAAGGAUACCAAAAAGUUCAUCCUCUGGAUCAUCACAAAGCUCUACACCAUCUAAACAGUCACAGAAGAAGAUAACAUCCCCGACUCAGACAAAUAAAGCCAACCAGAAAAAGAAUGCCUCAUUACCUAGUAGCCCGCCAGCUACAAGCCCCCCUGAAAGAAAGGGACGCUCUCCUGUUAUGAAACAAAAUGAAAAGUCUGCACCACCUAAAACUCAAAAGUCUCCUGUCCGAAUUCCUUUUAUGCAAAAUUCAGUCAGGCCAAGACCUCUGUCACCUCUAGUAACUAACAAAACAACCACCACACAAACCAAUCAGGUCAAUGGCAAACGUUUGGCCCCCACCAAUCGUUUUGGACUGGUCAGGAUGACUUCUGUCCAUUCAAGUGGUGGUGAGUCUGAGCGCAAUGGAUUUUUGAGACAGCUGACUUUCAUUAAGGAAUCACAGAACGCGCUUAGACGUGAUAACUCAGCACGCAACAUGUCAGGAUCUCAAAAUGGAUCCCCGCGCAGAACAAUUCCUGGAGCUACAGCUGUCUUCCUUUGCUCAUCACGCUGUCAGGAACUAAAGGUAUCUGUGCAAACUCCCAGACGGGUGCAAGUAAAAGAUCCAAGACAAACAGAGCAGAGGUCAGACCGCCUUCAGAAGCAGAGUGCAACCCUCUCCAGAGCAACCUCCAGUGAAAGAGACCUAUCUGCAAGACGCCCAUCCAGAAGAACCAGUUCUGAAAGCCCUUGCAGGUUGGCUCAGCGAAACGGGCCUGGCAGAGUGUCUGGACCCAAGCAGCAACAAGACAAGGAUAACUUUAAACGUCAUGCUUCAUCACCAAGCCUAAACAUACUGAGCCGGGUGACAAGCCGUUCCUCCCUCCGUUCGUCCUCAUCUGAUUCAAGCGGAAGAGCAAAGAGCGAGGAUGAUACAAAGAAGAAAGUGCAGAGAUCUGCAUCACGGCUUAAUGAAAGAGUCACCUGGAGGAGGAUCAGGGAUGAAGAUGUAUCUCAGAUCUUGAAAAGCACUCUGCCAGCAAAUGCAUUACCUCUGGUGACUUCUCCUGACGGGGAACAGCCAAAGCCACUGGCUCUACCAGGAAAACUGCCAACAAUUCUACUUGCGUCUCGCAAGACAAGCGAUGCGACAGUCCAGACAGAGGAUUUUACAAACAACAAGACCAACUCAAGCACCUCUCCAACGGUUGAAACAGCUCAGGUGAUUUCAGAGGAAGUGUCACGCUUUGCUCUACUUAAGAAGAUUAGUUCAACCUCUGGGAGUAACCUGCAGGAUGGAGAUUCUGACGUCUCCCCAAGGAGCCACAGUACUGUCUCCACAGGAACGUCUGAUUCCCACGUCAGUGGAGUUGUCCAUUUCCGCCAAGGAUCCCCCAGCAAGGCCGCCCGUAUCACUCCAUUUAAUUAUACUCCAAGCCCCAUUUCCUGCAACCUACAAGACAUGCAGAGCCAGAGAGCCUCGGUCAAUGAAAAGUCUGGGGAGAAAAGCGAGUCGUAAGACAUUUAGUGGAUUACUGGACGACAUGGAUUACUCUACUGUGAUCCUGGAUGAAACUCAGGUGGACAGUCUAGGAGCGUGGUGGCCCAUAUACCUCGGGUAUUUACCCUUUACUUUCCCCAUUCACUGCAUUCAAGUCCUUCUCUCUGAACAAUUGAUCAAAGCUUCCAUCUACCAUUCAUACAAGGUUGGAUGUAUGCUUUAAGAGAGGUCGGACAAGAACAGACCAGAAAUAACAAUGCACUUCAGAGAAAAAUCUCACAUGAAAAGGAAGUGCAUCUUUUUGUACUUUUUUUGUAUUUGUAGAAUAAUCAUUGCCUGUUAGAAACGUAGUGAAAACAUGAAGCAAAAGACAAUGAACUUGAUUUCAGCACAUCGGUUUUCUGGACGGAAUCGAUAAAAGAACAAUAUUAUGCAAAUUCUUGAAGGAUUACUCAGCUGGACUUUUACCUGAAAAUGUACAAACUGUGGAUGACUGUUGACAGACUCUCACAAAUGACGCCAAUACACUGAAAUGUUAAGCAUUUUUUACAUACAGUUAAUCAAUGCUUUGGGCCUCUUAAUCCCUAAUCAACUGAAUUAUAAUACACUGCUUGUCUUUUUUCUCUCCAUAUUUCUCCAGUAGGUCUGGGGUUACAUUUAAGAAAAUACUUCAGAUUAACAGUGCAAUUACCUUAUUUAGAUUAUAUAGUGAUUUCGGAAUGAUAUCGAUGUGUAUUACAGGUUAACGGUAUGAACAAUUCUAAAUUCAAAAGCUAAACAUUUUGCAAUAUGUAUUUAAAUAUUUUUAAUGAGCAAAAAAACAUUUUUGAGGCAACUGUUUGACUUUAGUUGUAUUAGUGUACAUCUACAUAUAUAUAUAUAUAUAUAUAUAUACAUAUAUGUAGAUAUUAUCAUAUCUCCCCAGCUCAACUUUGGUAAAAAAUUAUUAAUAAUAAAGUAUACUGAGCGGCAAUUUUAGGAGGAAUAUGAUUAUUCCCGACACCUACUCUACUCUAGUUAAAUCCCUGCUGCAGAACAAAUGAUAGCAUCCUGUGGUUUUCCAAACUAUAAGCAGAUUCUGGUAUUUACUCUCUCCUGUACUCUUUGUCUUAAUCAGUUUUGUAAAUAACAUACAGAUAUACAAAAUCUCCAAAGCUUCCUUGUGGGCAAAAUAAUCUGUGUUGCUCGAUGACAGCAUGCAUAUAUACUGUAUAUCAUUGACUGUAUACACACACCUGUUAACAUUGUGGAGGGACAAUUAAGUUGUUAUUCAGAGGUAAAAUAAUUUCUAGACAAGAGCAUUUCUAGCCAUCUGUAAUUAGGUGCUGAAAAGACAUAUAAUGGUAUAAACUGUCAGCAUAGCUGAACAAAGCGACUACAGUACAUGCUUCUUUUCAUCUAAUAACAUGACAUCAUUGUUAUGUUUGAUUCUAUAUUCAGGCAUUAUUGCUGUUGAGUAUUCCUUGUCCAGAAACAAAAUGAUUUCAUCCAGUGAUGGGGCGGCUUUGAGUCAAUGGACAUGUGUCCUUACAAAAAUCUUUAUAACUUGUUAAUAUCCGCUUAACUGUGUUGCUGUAAAGUAGUGAUAGGUUGAGAAGAAGUUGAAUAUUAAGACAAUGAAUAUUCUCUGUUGUUGUAACAUCGCUCCUCCGUGUGUGCUGCUGGAAGACAAAAGACAGAACUAACAUUCAUCAUUCAUCUACCUAAAGGGGCUCAUUAUUCAUAAAACAAGGUUUAUUAUUUACCACACUGAACCUACUGUAUUUCCAAAGCAUGUUUUGAUUAUGAAUAAAGAACAAGUAGAAUUUGAAUGCGAAACUUCAGGUCCCCCUGGCCAUUUAAAUAAUAUAUAGUGGGUAGAAGGGGGUAUCAUGCACCCCCCUGAAAUAUACUUCUAAUCAGCUUUUCUAGAUUGGAAUAAUUGUGUAGAAAAUGAUUAGCUAUGUUAAAAAGUUGGCAAAUUGUCCCACAUAUAUAUUUUUUUCAAAAUUAGUGUGCCUAUUACCCUAGAAAUCGAGUUUCACUCUUUUUACUCCUUUCACUAUAUCUCAGCCAUUAUUGCAGAUAAAUUAACAAAUAAUGUGUCUAGACCCAUGUUUUGAUGGUCAAGGAACACAAUAAAACUAUUCUUAAAGUGAUCACAUGUGUCUGUGGCAUGCUAUUAUGCUAAUUAGUGCCGCCAUUACAAGAAAAUAGCAUUUUAGUCUUGUACCAAGAAGGGUGUAUUUUGCACCGACACAGAAAUAUACUUAUAAUCAGUGUUUCCAAAAUGGAAAAAGUAUGUAGAAAAUGAUGAGCCAACCCAACUAAUAUACAGUACAGGUGAACAACCCUGAAAUCUGUUAUCAUAUGAGUAUCAAUCACCUGGUUGGUUUGAUUAAGUUAAUUUAGAAAUGAUCUCAUUGUGCAUUACCUUUUGUAAAAACUCUGCCUGAGUAGUCCGAGUUUUUAAAAGUGCAGUUGUAGAAAAUGGGUAGACAAAUGAUAUAAACAGAGAAAAAAGGGGCUUGAUCUGAGUACAGAUUUAAAGCUGAAACUGACUUUAAACAUGCAAACACACAUUUACUGCAGGCUAAGAGUAGAAUGAUUUGUCCCUUAGUACUUUAGCCUUGAUAUAUGUACAGGGUGUGAUAUUUCUGUCAAAGCUAAGGUACUUGGGCCAAGUUUGAGUGAUCAACUUUAGUUUCGUAAUCUAUUCAUUAUUUAAAAUGUUGAAAUCAAUGUGCAUGUAAACAUAGUGUUAUCACAGCAAAUAUUUCUUUCAGUCAAAAAGUCAGGUAGAUGAUAGCUACACUAGCUGUCCUGAGUCACAACAGUUUGUGAGUAAGUGUGAAUAUUUGUCUAAAUGUGACAUUAUAUACACACCUGCAGGGGAUGACAGGACUGUUGUGACUCUAAAUCACUAUAUGUUUAGACUGUAAGAAAUGUACAUUUGUUUCAUCUGUAACCAGAUAAAAGUAAAGCCCAGGAGUCAACAGAACAGUUUGGCAUUUUCCUAAACACGUAUUUCACACAUUUAAAAUAUUUGUCUUGCUUAUUUGAACCCAUAAUUAAAGGCUUGAAAUGAGAAUUUGUAAACAGUUUGUUUGAUACUUAUCAAGACAGAUUUUGGGUUUGAGAAUCACUUUAACAGCAACUAAAAAUAAAAAUUAGGACGAAGAGUGAAAACUGUGUGAAUGAGACGGACAGGGGGUUAGUUAUCGUGUUAAAAAGCCAUCAGAAGGGUCCUGGGAGUUAGUCCACCAUCACCGUCAGCAACCUUGAACACGCCUGGCUGUAGACAAUUGUUCAUGUCCAAAUUCAUACAGAUGGGUUUUAAAUAAAAUGCCAAGCACUCUGCUUUCAGCGUUUUCCAAUUCACAAAAUAUGGAUGGUUAAAACUUAGUCAAAUAUGACUAAAUCUGUUAUGAAAUUAAAUAUUAGAUACAUUAUAAGGUCUCUUGAAACUUACAUUUUGUGGAAAGUUAUUGGGCUGAUGUCUAGUGUCACUCAUAAUAAUGGCGGCCCCAGCCUGCCGUGCCUGAACAAGGCCCCCGAGGAGUUAUGGUGCCAUGUGAAAUAGGCGAAGCAGCAGAACUGUCAUAAUAAAUGUUUUCAUCAAAUAAAAAAUGACGUGUUUCAUUA
Messenger RNA from Trematomus bernacchii (emerald rockcod), 12660 nucleotides. RefSeq names its product APC regulator of WNT signaling pathway 2 (gene apc2). The coding region runs from base 1 to 9054 and encodes 3017 amino acids. Lineage: Eukaryota; Metazoa; Chordata; Actinopteri; Perciformes; Nototheniidae. The record is from RefSeq and is a predicted model, not a curated record. The transcript is spliced from 24 exons. Gene Ontology annotation, molecular function: microtubule binding; gamma-catenin binding; beta-catenin binding. Gene Ontology annotation, biological process: cell fate specification; nervous system development; regulation of cell differentiation. Gene Ontology annotation, cellular component: cytoplasmic microtubule; beta-catenin destruction complex; catenin complex.